CCAGGUCAGCUUUGGCACCUUCCUCCAGUCAGUGACCAACUCCAGGCCUGGAGGGCUCUGCUUGGCCCCUCUGUUUCCUUCCCCUCCCUCCCGCCACGAGAGCGAGCCGCGCGGCUGGCAGGCUGAGGCGGAGCAAAGAAGGGAGGAUUAAAGAGAAGAAAGACCUGGCUGGGUCUGGGUGGUGUCUGCGGUGCCAGAAAGGGAGGUGGCGGCGGCGACGGCAGCAGCAGCGACCACGGCCUCGCGGGACGUGAGGCCCGAGAGCAGCCGGCGGCGGCGGCGGCGGCGGCCGCUCGAGCGCCUCGCGCCGGAGCCGUUAGUCAGCAGAACGCGAGCCCGUGUGGAGGAGCAGGGCCGGCGCCAGGCGAGACCCGGGAGCGCGAGCCGGCCCCCUCGGGCGCCGCGGUCCUUGCUCGUCCCGGCGCUGGGGGCUGCAGCCCUCGGCCCCGCUCCUCGGCCGGGCCCGCCCGCAGCUCGGGAGAGUCCGGCGGCGGCGGCGGCGGCGGCAGCGCGGGUCGCGCCGUGUGGAGGACAGCGCGUCGGCGGAGCUUCUCUCCCGGCGCUUUCCGCCUGACGCCUCGGCCGCGGCCCCUCCGGUGCAGGGGAGAGUGGUGAGGAGGAUUUUACCAACAGAGAAGGAACGGUAUAGAAUAUAUGCAGAGGCAUAGAAGCAAGAAAGAAUGUCUCUCUUAUUGAGGAAUAGUAUGUUCGGUAGAAUGAAUGAAGAGGAAAGUGCUCAGAGGCAUUUAAACCUUUCUUCUUCAAAAUAAUUAUUGUACUUCUUGUUAAUGCCUCCCGAAGAAAAUGCACAAAAGAAGAUGAAUAAUCUUUCAUUUAGUGAGCUAUGUUGCCUCUUCUGCUGUCCACCUUGUCCAGGGAAAAUUGCUUCAAAAUUAGCUUUUUUGCCACCUGAUCCAACUUACACGCUGAUGUGUGAUGAAAGUGGAAGCCGCUGGACUUUACACCUAUCAGAACGAGCAGACUGGCAGUACUCUUCUAGAGAAAAAGAUGCUAUUGAGUGUUUCAUGACUAGAACCAGUAAAGGCAACAGAAUUGCCUGCAUGUUUGUGCGUUGCUCACCCAAUGCCAAAUACACCUUACUCUUCUCACAUGGAAAUGCUGUUGAUCUUGGUCAGAUGAGCAGCUUUUACAUAGGACUGGGAUCACGGAUUAAUUGUAAUAUAUUCUCAUAUGAUUAUUCUGGGUAUGGUGCAAGUUCUGGGAAACCAACGGAGAAGAACCUCUACGCAGACAUAGAAGCUGCUUGGCUUGCUCUUAGGACAAGAUAUGGCAUUCGCCCUGAAAAUGUGAUUAUAUAUGGCCAAAGUAUAGGGACAGUACCAUCUGUGGAUCUUGCUGCUCGGUAUGAGAGUGCUGCUGUUAUCCUUCAUUCUCCUUUGACCUCGGGAAUGCGAGUUGCUUUUCCUGAUACCAAGAAGACCUACUGUUUUGAUGCAUUCCCAAACAUUGACAAAAUCUCUAAGAUAACCUCUCCAGUAUUAAUAAUUCAUGGGACUGAAGAUGAAGUCAUUGACUUUUCACAUGGCCUCGCAUUGUUUGAGCGUUGCCAAAGACCUGUGGAGCCUCUGUGGGUUGAAGGGGCAGGUCACAAUGAUGUGGAACUUUAUGGACAGUACCUUGAAAGGUUGAAACAGUUUGUGUCACAGGAACUGGUAAAUUUGUAAAAUAUUGUGUAAAUUUGCAUACUGGGUUUUCUUUUCUUGCUGAACUGCACUCUUUGGUAAAUAACAUAAAACCUGAAAGUUUUGUUUGCAAAUCAUGUCAGUUGCCUUCAUAAAUGUACAGGUAAUGAUUUGUUAACAGACUUAAUGAAGGUUUUAAUUACCAGAACUAGAAACUGGAAAUAACAGUAUCAUGCAGUCAGGCUGUGUAAUUUAUAUUUUUUUUGUGAAUUUUUUUUUAAACAUCAAAAUGAGUACUGUAUGAAAUUUUAAUUCUAUGAAAUCAAAUGCUGUAAAAGUAUUGCCAAAUGCUUUUGCAUAUCAGAAACAAAUUUAUAAAUAUUUUUAAAACAUCUCAGUGUACUAAAUCUUAUCCUGGUAUACAAAUGUAAUAUUCUUUCAAUAAAAAGCUGUAUAUCUAAAACAAUUCAAGUACUCAUAAUAGAAUAAAUUGUAAGAAAACACUCAAGUUCAAAGAGAUGACCUAAACCCUGUUGUACAGGGAUAGAGGUUUAAAUAGUUAUUUUAUUGUAAAAUACAUUGAAUUUUCUGUAUUCCCUGGUUAUCAUACAUUUUCUCCUUUAAAAAAAUUGUCUUUAAUUUCUUUGCCAUCUGUUAAUUUACCAACUAGUUACCUUGUAAAUGAGAAGUCAUGAUAGCACUGAAUUUUAACGAGUUUUGAUUUAUAAGUUUGGUACUGUGAGGCAACUACUUAAAAUUUUCAUUUUAGUUAUUUAAAAGGCGUUUAGAGCUUCGAGAAUGAUUUUGUAUGCAAUGUUGUUUUAAAUUUUGACUAAUCUCAUAGAAUUGAAGUACUCUUCAUUAUAAGAAAAUCUGAAAGUUGUUUAGAUGUUCUUCAAGACCACAAACAGACUGGCUAUUUUGUCCCUUUUCACUUUGGCUAUUUUUAAGAACAGGACCCAUAGUUUUGGAUUACUAUCUGAGAAUUUCAUGGAUUCACUCCUGGAUGGAGGAGAUGAGAAAACAUUUAAUUCAUAACUUUUAUAUUAACCAAUGUAGUAAAAAAUAAAGUUCACGCAAAAACUAAGUUGCCUUUACUUGAAUGAAUCCUGCCUGAAUAAAACAAUGAAAGAAAAAUAAAAAUAAAAUUAACGGUAUGUAGUCUAAUUUGUAAAUGAAUGAAUAUUGAAAUAAUACACACUGUGGAUAUAUUUUAAGGCCUUAUGUAGUUUUAAUUGUUCUGCUUGUUCUGUGGUUAUGUCUACGACUAUAGUAUAUGAUUCUCUUCAAAGUAUAUCAAGUAUUGUGAAUGCUUUGGUUCAGAUGUGUCAAAUUAACAGUAAAACAACAAAUAUACCACUCAGCUGUG
Molecule: messenger RNA, 3012 nt
Organism: Diceros bicornis minor
Lineage: Eukaryota; Metazoa; Chordata; Mammalia; Perissodactyla; Rhinocerotidae
Gene: ABHD17B
Product: abhydrolase domain containing 17B, depalmitoylase
Exons: 6
Coding region: 789-1685 (298 amino acids)
Biological process (GO): protein depalmitoylation
Cellular component (GO): endosome membrane; plasma membrane
Molecular function (GO): palmitoyl-(protein) hydrolase activity
Source: RefSeq, a predicted model, not a curated record